Messenger RNA from Chaetura pelagica (chimney swift), 2230 nucleotides. It is a transcript of the gene KLHL22, whose product is annotated as kelch-like family member 22. Gene Ontology annotation, biological process: positive regulation of TORC1 signaling; proteasome-mediated ubiquitin-dependent protein catabolic process; cell division. Bases 51 to 1967 code for a protein of 638 amino acids. NCBI's taxonomy places the organism in Eukaryota, Metazoa, Chordata, Aves, Apodiformes, Apodidae. The record is from RefSeq and is a predicted model, not a curated record. Gene Ontology annotation, molecular function: protein binding. The transcript is spliced from 6 exons. Gene Ontology annotation, cellular component: Cul3-RING ubiquitin ligase complex; nucleus; cytosol.
CUCAUAGAUUUCAUUCUGCUACAGCUGGUGGUUGAGCAUUUCUGCCUGGGAUGGCGGAGGAUCAGGAGCUGACUCAGCCACACAAAGCUCAACUGGAGCCCUCCCUUCAGCAGCGCACCAGCAACACGUACCGUAGUGCAGAGCACUCCCAGGCCCUGCUCAGUGGCUUGGUAUCUCUCCGAGACAGCAGCAUCCUCUUCGAUGUAGUUCUGAUAGUGGAAGAGAAACCUAUUGAGGCCCAUCGCAUUCUCCUCGCUGCAUCCUGUGACUAUUUCAGAGGAAUGUUUGCAGGAGGACUGAGAGAGAUGGAACAAGAAGAAGUUCAUAUUCAUGGCAUCUCCUACAAUGCAAUGUGUAAAAUCUUGAACUUCAUUUACACUUCUGAGCUGGAACUCAGUGUGAACAGUGUACAGGAAACCUUAGCUGCAGCCUGUCAGCUUCAGAUUCCAGAAGUUAUCAAGUUCUGUUGUGAUUUUCUCAUGUCCUGGGUAGAUGAAGAGAACAUCCUUGAUGUAUACAAACUAGCUGACCAUUAUGACUUGAGACAUUUGAGUGAACAGCUGGACUCCUACAUUUUGAAGAACUUCACAGCUUUCUCACGGACACAAGUGUAUCGACAACUACCCUUGCAGAAGGUCUACUCCCUUCUCAGCAGCAACCGUUUGGAAGUUAACUAUGAGUUUGAAGUUUAUGAUGGAGCACUUUUUUAUCAUUAUUCUCCAGAGCAAGUGGAGACAGAUCAGGUCUCCCUGAUGGAGCCCCUUAAGCUACUUGAGACAGUUCGUUUUCCUCUGAUGGAACCCCAGAUCCUGCAAAGGCUUCAUGACAAAUUAAGUCCAUGUCCUUUAAAAGAUACAGUCGCAGAUGCAUUGAUGUACCACAAGAAUGAAUGUCUUCAGCCAAUGCUUCAGAGCUCCCAGACACAGCUGAGAUCAGAGUUCCAGUGUGUAGUGGGAUUUGGAGGGAUGCAUUCUACUCCAUCCAUUGUCCUCAGUGAUCAAGCCAAGUAUCUGAACCCCUUGUUGGGAGAGUGGAGGCACUUCACAGCUGCACUAGCCCCCAGAAUGUCCAACCAGGGGAUUGCUGUUCUCAAUAAUUUUGUAUAUUUAAUUGGUGGAGACAACAAUGUAAGUGGUUUUCGAGCAGAGUCAAGGUGUUGGAGGUAUGACCCACGACACAACAAAUGGUUCCAGAUACAGUCCCUCCAGCAAGAACAUGCUGACCUCAGUGUGUGUGUUGUGGACAACUACAUAUAUGCCGUCGCAGGCCGAGAUUACCAUGAAGACCUGAGGGAAGUGGAGAGGUACGACCCUAAAAGCAACACCUGGGAAUAUGUGACACCUCUGAAGAAGGAGGUAUAUGCACAUGCUGGAGCAGCACUGGAUGGGAAGAUGUAUAUUACCUGUGGGAGGAGAGGAGAAGACUACUUGAAGGAGUUACAAUGCUAUGACCCAAAGACUGACCGCUGGGAAGUUUUAGCAGAUGGUCCAGUGAGACGUGCUUGGCAUGGGAUGGCUGCACUGCUAGGAAAGCUCUAUGUAAUUGGUGGAAGCAACAAUGAUUCUGGCUACAGAAGGGAUGUUCACCAGGUUGCCUGCUAUAGGCCAAGCACAGAUCAGUGGACAAAUGUAUGUCCACUUCCUGCGGGACACGGAGAGCCAGGUAUUGCGGUCUUAGACAACAGGAUCUAUGUCUUGGGAGGCAGAUCCCACAACAGAGGAAUCCGCAUGGACUACGUCCACAUUUAUGAUGCAGAGAGAGACUGUUGGGAGGAAGGACCCCAGUUGGAGGAUGAUAUUUCUGGGAUGGCUGCCUGUGUCCUCACUUUGCCCAGGGCUAUUUUAAUGGAAACAGAGAAGUGGUUCUCAGAAUGGCACGCAGACCGCAUGAAGUAUCACCUUGACUUUCCAUCAGAAGUUAUGAGCGUCUCAGACUGGGAGGAAUUAGACAAUUCAAGUGAAGAUUAGAAAACUUUUAAUAUUUAUUUUUUGACAGCGGAGAAGGAAAUUAAGUCUUGGAGAAAAUAUUUAGAGAUUUUAUAUGUCUUUCUUAUAUACAUAAAUCAGUAUUUAAAGGUUUGAAAAAUAAGUGUUCUGCCCAAAGAGCUGUUCACAGUCAAUAUCUGCCCAUUUGGCACUGCCCAAAAUGGCACUUACAGUCAGUAUCUGCCCACCUGCCAGAAAGCAGCAUUUUUAAAGUAACUACAGAACUGUCAUUUUCUCCCAGUUAA